Messenger RNA from Pseudopipra pipra, 796 nucleotides. RefSeq names its product intraflagellar transport associated protein (gene IFTAP). Gene Ontology annotation, biological process: spermatogenesis; acrosome reaction. The transcript is spliced from 6 exons. Gene Ontology annotation, cellular component: 9+0 non-motile cilium; cytosol. NCBI's taxonomy places the organism in Eukaryota, Metazoa, Chordata, Aves, Passeriformes, Pipridae. The record is from RefSeq and is a predicted model, not a curated record. The coding region runs from base 35 to 706 and encodes 223 amino acids. Gene Ontology annotation, molecular function: intraciliary transport particle A binding.
CAAAUCCACCUGUUCGACUCUCAAGGUGAGGAUCAUGGGAGAACAACUGUUAGAGAACAGCAUCCUUGAUCAAUUUAUUAAUAACCAUGAGCAAUCACAUGAAGAGUUUCUAAAUACAUUCACCUGUCUUUUGAAAGAGAAAGAGAAGACAAUUCAAGGAAAUCAAGUGGACUACUUAAGAAAAAUAUUUUCUACUUCUGAAUUAUCAAACAGAAAUAAACAAAAUGGCUCACCUGAAAGAAGCAAAGAAAUGUGGAUAUCUCUUCCAUCACAGAUGCCAAAUGAGAAUAAGGUAUUUCUGCCUAUCUACCUGCAGACAAUGAUGAAUGAGAGAUGGAAAGUUGGUGGAUCAGAGGGAAAGAAUCUCAGUCUGUCUGAAAGAGUGAAGCAAGUGGACAAGUACUUAGAUUGGGAAGAUAUAGACUCAGAUGAAGAGACAUGCAGUGUUCUUCCAGGAGAGGUGGAGCAGACAGUGACUUAUUGUACACCCGUUUUUGAUAAGCCUAUUCAACUGAAGUUCAGAAACUUGUCAGUUCCACAGCCAUUGGACAGCAAACCCCAAGAGCUACUGGGGGAUGAUGUUCAGCCAUUCUCACUUGAUGAAGAAUUUGACUAUGACAAUGUGGCAGUGACCCCUAAGUUCUCUGAAGCUGAGCUGAAGGCCAUUAAAGAAUUGUCUAAAGAGAAGAAAACGGGUUCAGCAUGAGCGGAAGACUGAGUCGAAGGCGUUCUGUGCAGGCUGUUGAAAUGACAUUUUUAUGGGAUAAAUAUAGCUCUUCAUUGUACCCCUAUUUAA